AUGGAAAAGCUACCAAACGAUAAGCAGGUUCAGGGAAACAUCUCUCGGAAACAGUUCCCGCAGCCAACAAAUACCCUCCAGCCACACCGUAUGCCGGAAAUGCCCGAGAAGACAUUCCACAACCAAACUUAUGUUAACCAGUUUGCACAGAGCUAUUACCUACAAACACAUGGGUUGAUGCAUACCAACCAGAAGCUUUUUCAUGGUCACAUCUAUGGAAACCAGUUUUCCCAGAACUGUUACUUUCCAACCUACGAGACGAUGCAUGCAAUUGAGAAACCAGCUCAAAGCGUUCCCCCUACUUGUCCCAAGCAGUCUCCGCAGCCUGUCGUUGUGCCGAAUAAAGCGUUGCCCAGUGUGCCGAAGCCUCAGACGACGGCGCCGGCCGUCAAACCAUACCAGUGCGACACGUGUCCAAAGCAGUUCGCCCGUAGGAACACCCUGCAGCUGCACCAGCGGAUACACACAGGGGAAAAGCUGUUCCAGUGCAACUACUGUGAGAAACAGUUUGUGCACCGGGACAAGCUCCAGAUCCAUGAGAGGAUCCACACAGGAGAGAAACCGUUCCAUUGCGAAUUCUGCAACAAGCAGUUCUCGCGCAAGGACAAGCUGAAGAUCCAUCGGAGUACGCACACAGGGAUCCGACCUUACCACUGUCACUAUUGCGACAAGCAGUUUGUGCAGCGGGACAAGCUCAAAGUCCACGAGCGCAUUCACACUGGCGAGACGCCGUUUCAUUGUGAGUUCUGCUCCAAGCAGUUCUCCCGAGGUGACAAGCUGCAGCUCCAUCGGCGCACGCACACCGGGGAGAAGCUGUUCCAUUGCCACUACUGCGAGAAGCAGUUCGUCCACCGCGACAAGCUGCAGAUCCACGAGCGGAUCCACACUGGCGAGACGCCGUUUCAUUGUGAGUUCUGCCCCAAGCAGUUCUCGCGCAAAGACAAGCUGAAGAUCCACAAGAGCUCCCAUACAGGGGAGCGCCCGUACCAGUGCAAGUACUGCGAAAAGCAGUUCGUUGAAAAGGGCAAGAUGAAAAUCCACGAGCGACUGCACACGGGCGAGAAGCCGUUCCACUGUGAGUUCUGCUCUAAGCAGUUCUCACGUGGUGACAAGCUGCAACUGCAUCGGCGGACACACACGGGCGAGAAGCUCUUUCAGUGUAACUACUGUCCGAAACAGUUCGUGCAGAAGGACAAGCUGCAGAUUCACGAGAGGACGCACACGGGUGAGAAGCCGUUUCACUGCGAGAUCUGCGCCAAACAGUUUGCGCGCAAGGAUCGUCUCCAGAUUCACCGCAGGACACACACAGAUGAGAAACCGUUCCACUGUGAGAUCUGCUCUAAGAAGUUCGCCCAGAGGUACCACCUGAAGAUCCACAGACGGAUCCACACUGGCGAGAAACCGUUCCACUGCGACAUUUGCCCCAAGCAGUUCGCCCGCAAGGACAAGCUGCAGAUCCACACGCGCAGCCACACGGGGGAGAAGCCAUUCCACUGCGAUGUCUGCCGAGAGCAGUUUGUGCGGAAGGCACAACUGCAGGCACAUAAGAAAAUCCAUGGCGGAGCAAGCACCACUCCUGCCCCUGCUCCUGCUCCUGGAUCAGAGAAGCCAUUGAACUGUGAAAUGUGUAUGCAACAGUUCACUCAGAGGGAUGCACUCCAGAUGCACAGAAGGACGCAUGCUACUAAUGCACCCUCGCAGUGUGACCUUUGUCCGAAGCAGUUUGCCACCAUAGAGGAAAUGCAGAAUCAUAGAAGAGCGCAUAAAGCCGAUCCCCAUUUCUCACAAACCCUGUUUUGUUUGUUGCAUGAGCAAGUUUCUUCAUUAUUUUGUCAACUGCUUUCCUUUUGGGUUUUUCUUUUUUUUUUCUGUCCUUUCUCCUCUUCAUCUAAAGGAUAUCCUUUUAUUACUAACCCCCAUUCCCUGCAAAUCUCUGCUACUUUCUCAGCUUUACCUCCACCCUCUCUCUCUCCUGUCUCUCUGUCUCUCUCUCCUGUCUCUCUCUCUCUCUCUCCUGUCUCUCUCUCUCUCUCUCUCUCCUGUCUCUCUCUCUCUCUCUCUCCUCUCUCUCUCUCUCCUGUCUCUCUGUCUCUCUCUCCUGUCUCUCUGUCUCUCUCUCUCUCUCUCCUUCUGACAUUUCUUUAUUUUCUUUCCUUUUUCUUUUUAUUUUUUUUCCAUUUCUUUUUAUUUUCUUUCCUUUUUCUUUUUAUUUUCUUUCCUUUUUCUUUUUAUUUUCUUUCCUUUUUCUUUUUAUUUUCUUUCCUUUUUCUUUUUAUUUUCUUUCCUUUUUCUUUUUAUUUUUUUUUCCACAUUUAG
Acanthosepion pharaonis is the source of this 2316-nucleotide messenger RNA. The record is from the annotation of a GenBank genome assembly. NCBI's taxonomy places the organism in Eukaryota, Metazoa, Mollusca, Cephalopoda, Sepiida, Sepiidae.